AUGGCCCAAGGGGCUGUCGCGCCUGUCACGAUUUCAAAUGGAGUUGUGCCACCUCUGACCGUAGAGGAGCUGCGCGAGUUGGCAGAGUAUGAGAAGAUCAUACAGUUUCGCGAUGCCGUUCUAGCAGGAUCCCACCCGCGAAUUAAGAUAGCACCUCAUCUUGUUGGAAAACAAGCAACUGCGACUCGAAAUUUCUCCUCGCCUACUACUUCGAAUCCUCGCGCAAAUAAUGUCGCACAACGAUCUACCCCAAACUCCCACCUCGAAGACGCGUCUUUUUAUCGAUCCCCCAAUAAUAACCGGCCAGGUCUUCCUGCGCAGAUUUUCAAAUCGGGAAAGUCUGAGAUCAAUCCAAUUCUCUUGGAGAAGUCUGACGAUCUCAUCAAAGCUGAGAUGCAAUUACAAAGGCAGAGGUUGGAGCGCAAUUUGAGGGAUCAGAUUGAGAAACAGCGGAUUGCAACGAAAGCUGCACUACAAACCUCUGAGUCCCUUCCUAAUUUUGAUAUUUCUGAAGUUUUGUCAAAGGCCCAAGCUAUUGUGCACCCUUCUACCCAAGCGGAGGUCCAACCUGCGAUGGCCGAUGAUACUGCCGCAAGUGAUUCUUUUGAUGAGAACACUUUCUAUUCAAGUCAACAUGAUUCUUCAGCCUGGUCAAACUCUUCACAAGGUCAGAAAGAGCCCGUUCAAGUUCACUCGGGUGGUUUUAUAUCUGCUGGAGAGCGUCCUGGCGAGUCAAUCUCCACCCAAAGUCACAUUGAAAACCAGCAAAAGGUCGUGGCUAGUGCUUCGCUAUCCACAAAUAAUCCACCAGCAGCUCAAAAGCAACACUCACAGCACCUGACAAAUGCAGCAGAUAUUCAAGGGCAACUUUCAGGACUGGGUAAUUCUGUUUCGCAUGCGGCUACCGGAGUAGCAACAAACCGUAACUCCACGGACUCGCCGCACCAACGAGGUGAAGUUGGUACACAUAGCGUCUCAAUGGUGCCGAACGGUUUAAAUCGUGAUCAUCAAGCCACUGUACAAAGAACUACGGAUGAUCUCUUGAGACAAGCAUUUGAAGAUGACCGCGCUUCGCCUUUGAUUCAUACCCACAAUCUUUCUCCAUUUGCCCCACAGCCCGCUCGUGUUUCCCCCUUGGCUACUGCAAGAGAACCUCCAGUCCUUCGAGAGAAUAUUCUUGCUGAUGAAGCUGCACCCGCCCAAGUGGCGGCAUUGCGAAAUCAGCCCACAGGAAUCUCCAGUACAGAUAGUUCUCCAAAAGGAGUCAAGGCCGCCGAAAGGAAGAAAGGAGGAAAUAAGAAAAAGAAGCGCAAGGCCAAAGACAGUUUCGAUACUGCGGAUUCCCCAUACAUCAAGCCCGAGCCUCGAUCACCGUCACCAUUCCCCGUUGCUCCUUUACCCCGACCGCAGAAAAGACAGAGACAGUCUGGUCAGUAUGCUGCUGAGCUUAAUUAUGACGAGCCCAGAUACGGUGCAGAAGAGGUUACACAAGCACGCAUCCCAGAGCCGUAUGCGGAGGUGCGCGAGUCCCGAGCAUAUCAACGAGCUGACGAAGCCUAUGAACCUGUGUUCCGCCGGCCUCCACUUCCUCCUCUUCGUCGGGUGGAAGAUGAUUCUUAUCGACGUACUGCCAGCGAUACUUAUACUCGACAGCCCCAAUCUCCCACUGUAUAUGCUACGCCAUCUCAUGCUCACAACGAAGUUCGCUCCGUCAGGGCAGCCUCGCAUGCCAUUGUGGAUCGUAGAGUUGAGGACCCCUCAUACUACGGCCAACCUGCUGUCAGAUCUGCUUUGCGACCAGAUGCGGAUCGUGAGCGAUCUAGAUCUCCUAUCUUGCGUGAUCGUAGAUCACCAGUAGCUAUGGGCCCCCCUCGACAAGCAGUCCGCAUUGUUCGCGAUGAAUUUGGCAACGAGUACUAUGAUCCUUCACCUGUGCGCCAAUCUGUGGCACCACCAGCAAGGUAUCGUGAGGAAGUGGUGUACGAGCGACCGCCAGUAAGAGUAGUAUCUGCCCGACCAGAGGUCUAUGAAGAUGAUGGGAUUCUCUAUCGAAGGCCUUCUCCAACUCCAACAACUGCCAGGCGUGUUGUUACGCAACCGGAAUAUGCUAUGGCAGCCCCAUCUGGGUAUCGAUCUUACCGAGAGCGGGAAUAUUCCGUCCGCCCAUCUGGAGAAGACUAUGUCCAGCGUCGUCCAGUCUACGAAGAGCCGGUCCGUGAAUAUGCACCUAGAGCACAAAGCGUCCGCCCAGACGCAGUACAAUACGAGGUUCGCGACGAAGCUCCACGUGAAUAUGCUCCCAUGGCUCCCGCUGUCCGCGACGAGGCUUCGCAAGGUUAUGCUAGAGCUGCGAGUGUUCGACCUGACACAGUGAGAUAUGAGGAGGUACCGCGGCAAUAUGCUGGUCCUCGAGUCCAGGCUCUGCGUGAAGAGGUUGUACGCGACUAUGCUCCCAGACCCAUCAGCGUCCGUCCAGAUCAGACGAGAUACGAAGUCCGCGAGGAUUCUGAGUAUGCUAGGGCUCCGGUGGUGCGCGAAGAACCGCUGCGGGGUUACGCUAGAGCAGGAAGUGUACGACCAGAUGCUGUCAGGUAUGAAGUGCCAAGGGAAUAUGUUGGAAGGGUGCAAAGUGUUAUGCCCGAGCCACCACCUCGAGAGUAUGCUUCAAGCGUACGCCCGGAGGCCCGACGGGAGACGAUACCGCAGGCUCAACGUGAAUUCAGUGUUCGGCCUGUUGAUUCUCUGAAUAGGCGGGAACAAGUGCCUGUUGGGAAGGGAGAGAGAUACUACGAAGAGAUGGCUGGACAGAGACCAGCUCCGGUUGCUUUUAUUGAACGGCCUAGAGCUAGGGAAUCAUCUGUGCUUGUGUAUGCGGAUGAUGUGCGGAGGGAGGUGUAUAGAUAG
Messenger RNA from Lachnellula hyalina, 2904 nucleotides. RefSeq lists its product as uncharacterized. Bases 1 to 2904 code for a protein of 967 amino acids. Lineage: Eukaryota; Fungi; Ascomycota; Leotiomycetes; Helotiales; Lachnaceae. The transcript has a single exon. The record is from RefSeq and is a predicted model, not a curated record.